Amphiprion ocellaris (clown anemonefish) is the source of this 3577-nucleotide messenger RNA. RefSeq names its product artemin. The transcript is spliced from 5 exons. Gene Ontology annotation, molecular function: growth factor activity; receptor tyrosine kinase binding; glial cell-derived neurotrophic factor receptor binding. Lineage: Eukaryota; Metazoa; Chordata; Actinopteri; Pomacentridae. The record is from RefSeq and is a predicted model, not a curated record. The coding region runs from base 1424 to 2341 and encodes 305 amino acids.
UGUAGGGUGGAGAGGGACCGGGAGAGGAGGUCAGUUUAAUGAGGGGUCCAUGGUGAGGUACACUUUCUCCCUUCGCCCAUCCAUCAGGGGUGACAGCAGGUGACACAAUCUGCUCCAGAGGCCAGGUCAGGACAAAUACCUGCAACAGGCUGGCAAACAUCUGUGAGUGUGUACACAGUGACGUCCUGCAGGUGGAUGCAUUCAAUCAUGCAAGUGUGUGUGAAAAGGCUACAGAGCAGAUCUACUGGGCACAAGAUCAAGGAGGGAAACCGACUACAAGAGAUGCAAUAUGACUACAAAGUGGUGCAAACCUCUUUCAGAUUGGGUGUCCUGCUCCUGUACAGGAGGGGUGGGGUCCCACAUGUUCCCAGGGACCCUUUGUCUCACAGUCCAUUCGCCCAUCUGUCCACCCUCACUGUCUGAGUGGCUCCUUCAAGUGGAAUAUAGUGAAACACUCGACAUUCAUCAGACAGGGAGUGUAAACACUGAAGGACACGUCUCUUGGCCGGAUUCUUCCACUGGAACGCUUUUCCAGAAACGCUCCAUGACCAUCCUGUAUGACAGUCUCUCCCCGAACUCCCUCUCUACAUCCCUCCCUCCCUCCCUCCCUCGCUGCUCCCGGCGCACGAACAAAAAGACAUCUGAGCCAUGUGGAUGGGGAAGAAAACUCACAGCACUUUGUGCAGCCGCCACCGCGCUCCGGUUUCACAAAGUCUCUGACAGGCGGAGAGGCGCGCUGUUUUUACGCAUAGUCUCCAGUCCUGCGGGGCAUUGUAGACAUUGUUUAGUAGCUGUGUAGUAGACUCCUGAGAAGACCUACAGCGGCACAGGCUCUGAUAACUGGAUACCGGGGUCCUGAACUAACAGAGUUUUGAUCAAAAACGAGACGCGCUUUCUUGGAGACGCGGACUGUAGCUGCGUAAAAGCGUGACGCGUGGACUUUUUUUUUUCUAAGUGACAUAUUUUCACCUACGGUGCAACGUUUUUCUUUUUGGAUUUGAUAUUCAAAUUCAAAGUCAGUUGACACGUAAAAGAAGACGAAAACAAGACUUUCCUUUGGUUUGGUGCCAAAUUAUGUGGCUGCGCAGAGUCGCUCCUCGGACGUUUUGGUGUCGACCUUGACUCCUGUUGGAAAAAGACCCAGUGAGACAUUUCUCGUGCUGUUAUUUACUCAUUAACCAUACGAGCUGUUUGGAGGCAAGACUGAACAGGUUACUGAAGGCUGCUGAGACUCUGCAAGAAGCCGUGACAGGACACCGGCCAGAGAAAAAAGGGGCAUUUUGGCCGCGCAUAAAGGGCGAGGAGGAGGCGCCUCUCGCGUUGAAGCUGAGCCGCAUUCAGAUGGAUUCUUCAUGUUUGCUUCGAGCUCAGAGGAGACAGCCCGCUCUGAACAUUUGCAAGCCGUGACAGCACGUUAUAAAACAUGACGCACCGCAGCGUAUGGAUGGGCACAAACAUGAGCUGCACCAAGCGUGGAAGAAGAAGAAGUGACUCCCCUGCGCUCUCCGGUGCGCCCUUGGAGCAGAACGCGCACUGGACAGCUGGUGGGACCAGAUGGAGGGUUCGGAGGAAGGAUAGACAGGAGAUUACCUCUGUGAUGUCAGCCAAGGCCAAGGUGCUGCUGUGGGUUCUCGUCUCUCUGCUGCCUCUGGUGGAAGGAGCUCAUGUGAAGGCCGGAGCUGCUGGGGUGGGAUCAGACUCGGGCCACGCUGUGGGCCUGCUGGGAGGCCAAGAGGAGAGAGAGCUUCCUGUGACGCUGCCAGAGGUGGUGGAGGACAAGGAGCAGGAAGACGACGGUGACCCUUACUCCACUUGGCACACUCUUUAUGACCCUUUUGUAAUGGAUGAGGUGGAUGACCAUCCGAGCAGCCGCUGGGUGGGGCGCUCUCCACGCUCCUCUGACCCCACAGAACCUCAGCCCAAGGGAUCAGCGAAGAAAAAGAAGAAGAGGAAGAAGAAAGAAAAGGAGGAAGAGGAGGAGACGGGGAGAGGAGAUAGGAAGGGUAAAGGUAAAGGCAGGCAGCCCAAGCAGAGCAGCAAGGACUGUCAUGUGGCGAAGAGGGAGAUGAGGGUUCGGGACCUCGGACUGGGCUUUGAUUCGGACGAGAUUGUCCUCUUCAAGUUUUGCGUCGGCUCCUGCCAGUCUUCCAGAACAAACUAUGACCUGGCGCUGAAGGCGCUGCUGGAGAACGGCUCGCUGCCUCGGGGAACCGCCCGCAAGGUCAGCAGCCACCCCUGCUGCCGGCCCGACCGCUACGAACCGGUUUCCUUCAUGGACGCCCAGACCACGUGGAGGACCAUCCAGUCGCUGUCUGCUGCCAGCUGCAUGUGUAUAGGCUGAAGAGAUAGACGAGGGAGAGGGUGGCAACAUCACCCAUCCUGAAUACUGCAGAGGCCUAAAGUCUGUAUGUAGGAAAUAACCAGAGGGAGGCGCUGUUACACAGAGUAGAGGAAGGAAAAGAGUCCACUUGUUUGACUCCUGUGGCCAUUUUCCUGUCGAGGAAGAAGAGGGCCGAGUGCAUCUGGAGGAUCGAGGGCUGAAAAUCAGAGACUGUGGAGGAGGUCACCAGGGAGUCCAGCUCUGGAUUUAUUGUUGCCUCAUCAAAAGAGAGAAUUGUUUUAAACUAAAUAACUAUUGCAGAAUCCUCAAGGCCGCUUACUCCUCAUAAAAGAGACUCCAUAUGUGCUUUGAUUUUAUUUGAGUGAGACCUGAAGGCUGAAGCACGAGAGAUCUGAAGAAAAAAAACACAGUUAAAGGACCGACGCUGUCUUUAUAUUCAUAUUCAGGCUAAACAGACGGAGAUGAUGUUCACAACUGAUGGUGAAAGCAGCUCUUUCCUAAAAUUCCAUCUAUUUGUUUUUGUCUACACACAAACAGGGACAUGACAUUGUAUCUUUUCUAUGUUCAGGUGAACUCAGCCAAAUGGAUGCCAUGCAUCUUCAUGUAUUACUGUGUAAAAGUAAGAUAUAUUUAUUUCAGAUAAAUUAUUUAUUUAUUAUGGCUUCAUAUGAGAGCUGUUAACUCUAUAAUGUAGAUAUAUAUCUAUUUAUUGCCAAAAUUCACAUUUUAUGUUGUGCUUGCAUUCAGUACAUACUUUUUUUUUCUUCUUUUAAAGGUGCGGAUUUUCACUUUAAGAAACUCAGAUUUGUGCAGAUUCUGAGUAGAAUUAGAGAAACAUCACACAAAAAAACUACAGAGAGUUGAGAUUCUCUUCCAUCUUACAUCCCCAACUAACAGUUAUCAGACACAAAUUGACCUGCAUUGAAAAGAUGUGGUAUAGUUAAUAAGCAUUUUUUUCUCUGGAGCACCUCAAACACUUGGGUCUAACAGAUAAUCUCUAUUUUUGGCAUCAAGUUUUGCAAAAAGAAAGUCAGUUUUUAAUGUCUAAACAGAUGAAACUCAACACUGAUUCUUCAUUUUAAAGUGGUGCAGUAAUUCAGCUCAGUUACACUCUCCCAGUAUGUCACUCUGUCAUUAUUAUUGUUAUUAUUAUUAUUAUUAUUAUUAUUAUUAUAAAGUUUCCUUUAUUUUUGUAUGGCAUUAUCCUCUAAGGGAAUAAAGUUUUUUAAAUAUGCA